AUGGCAACCCAAACGGUAACAGUUCUUGGCCAAGAUGUGACGGCAGAUUCCCUGGAUAUGAAAUACUGGUCGGAUAACUUUAUCCCACCAGUCAAGUCUCUUCUAGAAGCUACGGAGGCCUACUCUCCAUCGGAACAAGAAGCCCAGUUACGCAUCCUGAAAGAAGUUGUUCUGCCCAAUCUUGGUCCGCGGCCGUCCAAAGCUGUUGGGCCCUCGCAUCUGACGCAAAGUGGCUCUCCACUUCAGCUCAGUCUCAAUGCGUCAUCCAACAAUUGCGUAAGGUAUUGUUGGGAGAUGUUGGGUGCCAGCGGAGGACACGGCCGUGACCCUUUGGCCAUACAGGCCGCUCGAGAUAUCGUGGCUUCUGUUUCUGCCAAGUUUGGCUUUUCGACCAAAUGGAGCAGCGCGUUGCUAUCCGCCUUUGCUGUCAAACCAGACGAGGCUCAGCAUAUUAUUGAUAUGCUUCCCCAGUGGUUGCAAAGCUUUGUGCCCGAAGGUGUUGAAGCGGCUCCUCUGAAGAGAAUCCCCUUUGCGCUGACCGCCUUCGACCUCAAAGGCUCCAACAUAUCCAUGAAACUCUAUGUUAAUCCCAAGGCUAAGGAAAUCAUCACUGGUACUCCAGCAGCGGGUGAGGUUUGGAAGAUUCUUCGAACUCUCACGCCAGCAUUUAAGCCCGAAGCAAUCGACAUGCUAGAGAAAUUCUUCGCUGGUCUUCCUGAGCCGUCCCCGAUCGAAUUGGUAGGCAUUGACUGUGUCGACGACGCCCAUCUGUCUGAUGCUAGGGUGAAGCUGUACAUUCACACCAGGAGCAACUCGUUCAAGACUGUGCGCAAAUAUGUUACCCUCGGAGGGAAAAUCAAUGAUGAAGAGACGAACCAAUAUUUGGAGAAGCUUCAGCCGAUCUGGCACCUGCUGCUUCAAGAACCGGAAGGCCCCGUUGAUGAGGAUUUCGAAAAGCCGAUUAACGAUUCGUCCAUGCUUUGCCAGAAAUUGUAUUUCAGCUUUGAACUGCAGCCAGGCAGGGACUUUCCCAACGUCAAGACUUAUUUACCGACUUGGAACUAUGUUCGAACCGAUGAGGAAACCAUUGCGAAUUACCAGGAGAUCUUCCAGAUCUGCGGCCACCCCUGGGGUGAAGAAGGGAGAUACAAGAAGAUUUUUACGGAUGCAUUUGGCUCACCAGCACACGGUCGCAAGAGGCCGGUUCACUGCGACGCAUCGUAUAUUUUCACUGAGAAAAAGGGCGUUUAUCAAACAUUGUAUUACAGCCCCCCUCUUGCAGAAGAAGAGUGA
Messenger RNA from Metarhizium brunneum ARSEF 3297, 1293 nucleotides. RefSeq names its product Indole diterpene prenyltransferase ltmF. Gene Ontology annotation, biological process: alkaloid metabolic process. The record is from RefSeq and is a predicted model, not a curated record. Gene Ontology annotation, molecular function: transferase activity, transferring alkyl or aryl (other than methyl) groups. Lineage: Eukaryota; Fungi; Ascomycota; Sordariomycetes; Hypocreales; Clavicipitaceae.